This is a messenger RNA of Cinclus cinclus, 2601 nucleotides long. RefSeq names its product 5-hydroxytryptamine receptor 1B (gene HTR1B). Gene Ontology annotation, cellular component: plasma membrane. Gene Ontology annotation, molecular function: G protein-coupled serotonin receptor activity. The record is from RefSeq and is a predicted model, not a curated record. The coding region runs from base 112 to 1245 and encodes 377 amino acids. NCBI's taxonomy places the organism in Eukaryota, Metazoa, Chordata, Aves, Passeriformes, Cinclidae. The transcript has 2 exons. Gene Ontology annotation, biological process: adenylate cyclase-activating adrenergic receptor signaling pathway; bone remodeling; regulation of behavior.
GGAGCGGCGAUGCUGCAGCCCUCCCCCGGCGCCGACGGGGUCCUGCCGGGGUAGCGGCCCCGCCGUGCCGCGCCGAGCCCCGCCGUCUGCGGGGGCGGCGGCCGCGCAGGGAUGGAGCCGGCCGGCCCCUGCCGGGCGCAGUUGGGCUCCGCUAACGACUCUUACCGAAACUGUAGCGCCGAGGAAGUGAUUUACCAAGAUGCCACCCCCCUCUCCGGGAAGAUCGUGCUCGCCGUCGUCCUGGCGCUGGUCACCCUGGCCACGGUGCUUUCCAACGCCUUUGUCAUCGCCACGGUCUACCAGACGAGGAAACUCCACACGCCGGCCAACUAUUUGAUCGCCUCGUUGGCCGUCACCGACCUCCUCGUCUCCAUCCUUGUCAUGCCUAUCAGCACCAUGUACACUGUGACCGGCAAGUGGACGCUGGGUCAGAUCGUCUGCGAUAUCUGGCUGUCCUCGGACAUCACCUGUUGCACGGCGUCCAUCCUGCACCUCUGUGUCAUCGCCCUGGACCGCUACUGGGCGAUCACCGACGCCGUCGAGUACUCCACGAAACGGACUCCCAAGCGGGCAGCGGGCAUGAUCGCACUGGUAUGGAUCUUCUCCAUCUGCAUCUCCAUGCCCCCUUUGUUUUGGCGGCAGGCGAAGGCCGAGGAAGUAUCUUACUGUGUGGUGAACACGGACCACGUCCUGUACACCGUGUACUCCACAGUAGGAGCCUUCUACUUCCCCACUCUGCUGCUGAUAGCCCUCUACGGGAGGAUCUACGUGGAAGCCAGGUCGCGGAUUUUGAAGCAGACGCCAAAGAAAGCAGGUAAAAGACUAACGCGGGCACAGUUAAUUACAGACUCCCCGGGGUCGACCUCUUCCGUCACGUCCAUAAAUUCCAAGGCUCCCGAGGGAUCCAGCGAAACGGGCUCCCCCGUGUACAUGAACCAGGUGAAGGUGAAGGUCUCGGACGCCCUGCUGGAGAAAAAGAAGCUGACGGCCGCUAGAGAGCGGAAAGCUACAAAGACUUUAGGGAUUAUUUUAGGAGCCUUCAUCGUAUGUUGGCUGCCCUUUUUCAUCAUCAGCUUGGUGAUGCCUAUUUGCAAGGACGCUUGCUGGUUCCACAUGGCCAUCUUUGACUUUUUCACGUGGCUUGGAUAUCUCAACUCCCUCAUCAACCCCGUCAUCUAUACUAUGUCUAACGAAGACUUCAAGCAAGCUUUCCACAAACUCAUACGUUUCCGAUGCACAGGCUGAAAUGUUGAAUGCGAUGUGUUCCCCGCGGCAGCCCCCAUGCACGCCCGCGCCCGGCGCCACAGUUCACAGGUGGUGUGAGGAGGAACAAUUGACUGGAAAAUUACAGCAGUUCUGCAAUUUCUUCAAAUUGACAUAAAUCAAGGAAUAACUACUUACAAUAACCAACUCCUUACUCCAGGACAUGAUCAGAAGUAGAAAAUUAUAUUGAAGCUGGGAAGAUGAAGAGAUGUUUAGAUAUGCUGAGAUCACAGUUUUCAGCUGUAAGCACAGGAGUGCACAUUUUAACAAUGGAGCAGAUGCUUCCAAUUAUCUGCAAUAAGGAGAAGGGACACUUGAAAAUCUAGCUGGUAUUAGGUGGCUGUCAGAAGGCUCUUGGAUAAGAAGAAAAGGAUGCAAAGUGCAGCAAAAUAAUUUUACUUUCAUAAUACAUUAAUUUUAAGACUGCUCUACAAGUUGAAAAAUUCAUAUGUAUUCUAAUAUGAAUUAGAAACUGAAAGCAAAACAAUCAAACUGAAAAUCUUAAUGUGGAGUGCUUUUCCUAUUUUAAACUGUGACAAACUUUACUCAUGAAAUAUUUCCUUUGAUAUUCUACAGUGUUAUUCAAAUUUAAAUAGAUUUAUAUGUUUAACUGUGCCUACUGCUUGCUCAUGUAGUGCUUAUAUAUGAAGUGAAAAUAAGAUUCCCAUAGAAAGGGACAGCUUGUAAAAUACAGAACUGUACAUAGAAGAAAUAUAAAUGUAGCCCCUUUUUUCACUCUUCUGCAAUUACCGCAUGCCAGAUCCUGGGGAAUGUUUUUGAUUUGCCAUAUGCUUAGCAGGGAUGUUCAGGAAGGCCAAAUUGCCUGCCCAAACCAUGCAUGUGCUGAUAGUCAAAUUCAUGUCUUGUCAUUUGUUCCUUGAUCUGUACUGACUCAGGCUGCCGACACUCUCUGCUGAAGGCAUGCCUGUUUCUUUGUCCUGAGCCUCAUGAAGAAGAACCACGGACAAUCCUUCUCUCCAGCGUGUCAAGCCUGUGUUCCAGCCACACCUUCCACACCACUCUGAUAGCUGGGCUGUCACAUUCUUGCCCGUGUGGCACACAGAUGAGUGAGGUGCUGCCAGAGGACUCAGUGGUAACUUCAGACGUGCAGGCUUUGGGUAAGGGUGCGCUGAACAAGCCAACACCAAGCUCAGGAUUGCUCCACAUUCACCCGUGCAGCCAAGCACUUUAACCAUAUCGACAGCAUGUGCCAAAUCAUCCGCCAGUGAAACCACAGAAGUGAGCUUGUUCUCCUGGACGAUCCCAAAUGCAUUUCUCUUGUGAGUUCCAGCACACUUCUUUGAUUAUCUGGGAGGGGGAAAAAAAAGGUCAAUAAAA